This is a messenger RNA of Scatophagus argus, 3144 nucleotides long. RefSeq names its product probable ATP-dependent RNA helicase DDX17. Gene Ontology annotation, molecular function: RNA helicase activity; RNA binding; ATP binding. The coding region runs from base 215 to 2197 and encodes 660 amino acids. Lineage: Eukaryota; Metazoa; Chordata; Actinopteri; Scatophagidae. The transcript is spliced from 13 exons. Gene Ontology annotation, biological process: alternative mRNA splicing, via spliceosome. Gene Ontology annotation, cellular component: ribonucleoprotein complex; nucleus; cytoplasm. The record is from RefSeq and is a predicted model, not a curated record.
AGCUACGUGACGCAUACAACAAUUGUUUACCAAAAUCCAGAGGCCUAUGUAAGGUCAGCGUAAUUAUCGCGUACUAUCCACGUAGUUUUUUAAGGGUAAAGUGUGUUUAUUGGGUUAUCUUGCACUUUAUAACAGGACAUAACGUGAACAAACCGUAAAGCUAACAUUACAAACAGCGCAGAGGAGUUCGUAUAACGUCGGUUUUUUCGCCAACAUGAGAGGGGGUUCCUCUUACGGAGACAGAGACAGGGACCGUGGACGGGACAGGCCACGGUUUGGGGCCAUGAGCAGUCGCGGUGGUCCUCCCCCAAUGAAGUUUGGGAAUCCAGGUGAACGUCUCCGCAAAAAGAGGUGGAACCUGGACGAGCUGCCAAAAUUUGAGAAGAACUUCUACGCUGAAAAUCCUGAGGUUCAACACAUGAGUCAGUAUGAGAUGGAAGAGUUCCGCAGAAAGAAGGAGAUCACCGUCAGAGGCGCUGGCUGUUCAAAGGCGAUCACCGCUUUUCACCAGGCGCAGUUUCCUCAAUAUGUGAUGGACGUGCUGAUGCAGCAGAACUUCAAGGAGCCCACAGCAAUCCAGUGUCAGGGCUUCCCCGUGGCCCUGAGCGGCAGGGACAUGGUGGGGAUUGCCCAGACUGGCUCUGGAAAGACGCUGGCUUAUCUUCUUCCUGCUAUUGUUCACAUCAACCACCAGCCCUAUCUGGAGAGGGGAGAUGGUCCAAUUUGUCUGGUGCUCGCUCCGACCAGAGAGCUGGCUCAGCAGGUUCAACAGGUCGCGUUUGAUUAUGGCAAGUCAUCCCGUAUCAAAAGCACCUGUGUCUAUGGUGGAGCACCCAAAGGACCACAGAUUCGAGACCUUGAGAGGGGUGUUGAGAUCUGUAUUGCAACGCCUGGUCGCCUCAUUGACUUCUUGGAGUCUGGGAAAACGAACCUGCGGCGCUGCACCUACCUAGUGCUGGAUGAAGCUGACCGCAUGCUGGACAUGGGCUUUGAGCCACAGAUUCGCAAGAUAGUCGAACAAAUCAGGCCUGACAGACAGACUCUGAUGUGGAGUGCAACCUGGCCAAAGGAGGUUCGGCAGCUCGCCGAGGACUUCCUGAAGGACUACAUCCAGAUUAAUAUUGGUGCGUUGGAGCUCAGUGCCAACCACAACAUCCUGCAGAUUGUCGAUGUCUGUAUGGAGACUGAAAAGGACCACAAACUUUUUCAGCUGAUGGAGGAGAUAAUGGCUGAAAAAGAGAACAAAACCAUCAUCUUUGUGGAGACUAAGAAGCGCUGUGACGAUCUUACCAGGAGAAUGAGGCGUGAUGGGUGGCCAGCCAUGUGCAUCCAUGGAGACAAGAGCCAGCCAGAAAGAGACUGGGUACUCACAGAAUUUCGUACUGGUAAAGCUCCUAUUCUGAUUGCUACCGACGUGGCCUCUCGUGGUCUGGAUGUGGAAGACGUCAAGUUCGUCAUCAACUAUGACUAUCCCAGCUCGUCGGAGGAUUACGUGCACCGUAUUGGACGUACGGCCCGCAGUACCAACAAAGGCACUGCCUACACUUUCUUCACCCCUGGGAACUUGCGGCAGGCUCGAGACCUUGUCCGGGUGCUGGCAGAGGCCCGACAGGCCAUCAACCCUAAACUGCUUCAGCUCGUGGAUUCAGGGCGUGGUGGAGGGGGAGGCGGUGGCAGAAUGCGUUACCGUGGCAGCAGCUCCAACAACCCUAACCUCAUGUACCAGGAGGAGUGUGAUCGGCGCAUGCGCCCUGGUGGCGGAGGCGGCAGCAACAAAGACAGCCGCAGUGGCUUUGGCCGCGACAACCAUAACAACCGCGAUGGAGACCGCUCCACUUCUUCCUCCUCUUCCUCCUACAGGGACAGAAGCCGGGACCGCAGGAAUAGCUACAACUCAGGCUCAGAUCAGUACCAGAAUUAUGGUGGCGGUGGGGGCUACAACACCCGCAGCGGAGGCCAGUCUGGUGGAGGCGGAGGUCAGGAUCAGCCUAGCCAGCCACAUGGUCAGUUUGGCCAGCCUCCUGCUCCUCCUCUUCCUCCUCCUCCUGCUCCACCAUCAGGGGGGCCCCAGCCUCUGAUGGCUCAGCAGUUUGCUCCUCCCCCUCAGCCACCGCUCAUGGGCUUCAUGGGGCAACCGCCUUACCCUUUUGCUAGUCCACCACCUCCUCCUCCAGGUCCUCCACCUCCCAGGAAGUAGACAGAUGUAAGAGACACAAGGACUUAGUUAAUUUGCCCUACUGAGAGUUUUCACAGUGCAACUUUGUUGUUUUUACUCUCAAACUCUUGUCAUCUCCAAGAGGCAACAGUUUAAAAAGGUAAAUAUCUGAGGAGAUAAGGGCCGAUAUUUUCUAUUUGUUUUGUACUUUUUGAUACAACCCACAUGUGGAAUUAAAAUGUUCCUAAAGAUAAGAAAAAUUUACCUACUUUUACCUUCAUUUUAUCAGUUUCCAAAGUCUCAUACAGCUGCUCUCAGUCAUGUACCAUAGAGGAACAAGUUUCUUGUGUUUUCAUUUUAAUCACUACUACAGCAGUGAAUUUCUCCAGUCUGUCAUCCGUCUCUGGUUUAAGAUGAGUCAUUCAUCAGCUGUAUUAGGAUGUGGUUACAAUGAAAACUGGCUUCAACUGAGGCCCCAGUGGUAUGUGGUUGAGACUGCUUGGUAAAAUUAUUUUUAAUAGAUACCGUCACAUUCCACUCACGUCUUGCUUUAUUAAAGUUCAAAAUCUGUCUUGUAUUGUUUGGGGGAAGAGUUCUGGCUAGCAAUAUAAUAAUAGAAUAAUAAUUAUUGCAUUUAUUUGAAGGUUGUUCAAAUUUAUUCCAAACACUGAUGCAGUUCAAAUUGUGAAUUUUCUCCCAUACUUUUCAUAUGCAACCACUAUUUUGUUUUGUUUUUUUAAGUAUAAUGGACUGUCACGGAUUUAGAUGCAUUUUGUCGUGCAUGGCUUUACUUCUUCCUGUCCUGAACUCAAAACUGAUGUGUUUCUGUUUACUUCUGUUUGUCUCACAUAUUAUUUUAAUAAUGAGAUCAGCUAACGCAGGCUCAUUUUAUGUGCAUUGCUGACUUAAUUGCAGUUUGUUGCUUGUUUCCUUUUUCCUCUCUUGUUGUUUUUACAGUGCUUUCUUAAUAAACAAAUGAGUCAAAGUUG